AUGAGUGCAAAAAAUAAGAGAAAGUAUUCGUCUCAUUUCACAUAGUUGAAGGAAGAUAAGCAUUUAGAUGACCAAAUAGAUGAAUUUCUUUUAUAGGAGAAAAUAGAUGAAGAGAGAUCAAAAGACCUUAGGGAUGAACUUAAUGAAUAAGAAGAAUAAUAUUUGACAUACUUAGAAUAAAGGUUAUAAGAAACAGAAAAUAGGAUUAUAGAAACUCAGAAUUUAGUUAAUAAUAGAAACAUAAAAGACCAAACUGAAUUAAAAUAAAUAAAAGAACUUAAUACUAGGAUUGAGAAACUUAUUGAAUAAAAAGAGCAAGAAAAGUCACGAUUUCUUACUCAAGAUUUGAAUGAAAAUGUUAAAGAAUACAUUUUCAAGUUAUAGGAGGAAAAUAAAAGAUUAAAUGAGGAAAGAAAUCAAUUCGAGAUUAAAUAUCUUUUGAGAAAUAAGCAAAUAUAAAUCUUAAUUAGAGAAAUCAAACUCUACAAAAGAAACGAUAAGUAUUUCUAGGAUGUUAUUAUGAACAAGGAAAAGCAAAUUAAAGAUAAUGCAAAAUAAUUAAAUAAAUUUUAAGUAGAAUCUAACGAUGCUUUAAGACGCAUAGAGUUCAUUGAAAAAAAUAGGCAAAAAAAUGUAAUUUAGCUUCCUAAAAUGGAGAAAUAAGUUGAACCUCACAUUGAAAAUGAUCCAUAUAAUUUCUGGAGAUAAGACAUUAUUUCAGAUGUUGUUUAAAAUAUAUCUAAAAAGCAUUAAAAAGUAAGCAGUCUAAAAGAUAUUAUACCGCAUGAAGAUUUGUGGGUUUUAGAGUAAGAAAAAGGUAAAAAAAAAAUAGAUGGAAUAGAUGCUGAAAAAACAUAUGCAGAAUCCCCACAAACUUUAUAUCAAAUGCCUCAUAGAAUCCAAUCUUCAAAAGGUAAUUUAAAUGAUGCCUAAAUGCAAGAGGUUACUAACGUGCUUCCUAUGAAACCAUAGACUUCUUAACCAUACAGGAAUAUUUAUUAAAAUUCUCAAAUUUCUUAAAAUAUGAAUAUAUAAGAUGAAUAUUAUCACUAGAAUUCAUAAAAUAAUAUUUUUUAAGCAAACCGCGAAUCUUUAAACAACUUUCCUUCAAAAACCUCAAUAAAGUCUAAUUAGUACUAUGAAGAUCCUAACGACAUUACAAAUUAAUACUAACAAUAUUAAUACAAUAACAAAAAGAGAUGA
Molecule: messenger RNA, 1203 nt
Organism: Tetrahymena thermophila SB210
Lineage: Eukaryota; Ciliophora; Oligohymenophorea; Hymenostomatida; Tetrahymenidae
Exons: 1
Source: RefSeq, a predicted model, not a curated record